This is a messenger RNA of Cannabis sativa, 3478 nucleotides long. RefSeq lists its product as uncharacterized. The transcript is spliced from 5 exons. Lineage: Eukaryota; Viridiplantae; Streptophyta; Magnoliopsida; Rosales; Cannabaceae. The record is from RefSeq and is a predicted model, not a curated record. Bases 234 to 3047 code for a protein of 937 amino acids.
GGCCCUACAAUAUGCUCAAAAGGAAAUGGGUCGCUAUUUGUAUGUUGCCACGCCUAUGCUAAAUUUUGUUGGGGACAACAGAGAACAUGGAGCUAGCGUUAUAACACUCUGUAUAGUUCACUCUCUUCCUGAGAUUGCAUUGCAUUUGCUCCACCAUCAUCCAGAGCUGGCUAUUGCUCAGACUAUCCAUUCUAAACAUACUCCAAUUUACAGAUUUUCAACAGACAUUUCUGAUGCGUUAUGCAAUCUCAGCUCUUCAGACACAGACAUAUAUGAUGAAAUUACAGGAGUUGAAAAUAUCUUACUUCAAAAUAUUAAAAGAGAAAAGAAUGUCGAAGCUGCCAGAUACCUUCUUCCAAGCAUUAACGUUGUCCGUAACUUGCCUUUCGUCCAAAACUUGCAUGCACAAAAUUUGCUUAGACAAAACAUUGAAGUUGCCCAUAACCAUGUCGUGCAAUGCAUUGACUGCCAAUAUCAACGUUGAAAAUGCCCAGAACCUUGCACAGAACCUCGCCCAAAAUCUCAGAGCAGUAGUCAUACACCAUGCUCCGGACGUGGAUCAAGCUGCACAAAACCUUGCCCAGGUCGUUGAAGCUGCACAAAACCUUGCCCGGGUCGUUGAAGCCGCACAAAACCUUGUCCAGAACCUUGAAGAUGCAAAAAACCUUUUCCAGAACCUUGAAGAUGCACAAAACCUUGCCCAAAAUCUCGAAGCUAUACUAAAUCUUUCCCAGAACCUUCAAGCUGAAGUUGCACAAAACCUUCCCCAGAACCUUCAAGCUACACAAAACCUUGUCCAGAACAUUGAAGUUGCACAAAACCUUGCUCAAGACCUUGAAGCUGCACAAAACCUUCCCAUGAACCUUGAAGCUACACAAUACCUUGCUGAUGAAGUUGCACAAAACCUUCACCAGAACCUUGAAGCUGCACAAAACCUUGCCCAUGAAGUUGCACAAAACCUUGAAGCUACACAAAGCCUUGCCCAUGGAGCUACACAAAACGUUAGAGUUGCACAAAACAUUCUCCAGAAACUUGAAGCUACACCAAAAGUUGCCCAGAACCUUGCUCAGUAUCUCUUAGCUGCAAACCUUUCUUUCACACUUCAAGGACAAAACCAUGCCCAAGAUCCAAAUUAUCUCCCCAAUGCCCAGGGAGACCAACCUAACUUUUACAAUUUACACCAAGCUCAAAUACGCCAUGCCCACAAGGUCAAAGAUGCCCAUAACCUUGCCGAGAACAUUGAAGCUUCUGGGAAUCUUGCCCAGGACCUCGUGAACCUCUACUCCCAUAAACUUGCCGAAAACAAAAAGAAUCUCAAUAAUCAGUUGGGUGACCUAAAUCGCCUUCAAAUAGACAUGCAAAAUGCCCAAAACCUUGAACAAUACAUCACAAAUGAUCGGAACCUCCUAACCCAAAACCUUGCACAGAACAUGGCAAAUAACCAAAACCUCCCACAGCGAAAACUCCAAGCCCAAACCCUUGCACAAAACAUCACAAUUGCCCAGAGAUUUGCCAAAAAUUUUGCCCAGAACUUCCAAGCCAACAACCUUGAUCAUAACAUUGAAGCUUCCCAAAUGAUUGUCAAUAAUCUUACAAAUGCCCGUAACCUUCUCCAAAACCUCCAAGCUCAGGACUUAAAAGCUGCCCAAAGCGUUGCCGAAAGCCUUGCCCAAAACAUUGAAGAUUCCCAGAGGCUUCACCAGGACGUCAACGAUACCUUGAACUAUGCUACGAAUCUCAGAAUUAGAUAUCUCGCAGAUGCAGGUACCCUCGUCCUAAUGAUUCAAGGUGCCCAACGCAUUGAACCCGCUAUUGUUCAACGUAGCUCGGUGCUUGUUACAAGUCUCCAAGUCCACAACCUUAUCCAGAACCUCCAAACUCAGAAUUUUUCUCGUAAAGUCAAUGUUGUCCAGAACCUUGAUAGACAGCUCAGAGAAACUCAAGUUUCCCAGAACGCUGUUCAAGGCAUUGAACUUUGCCAGAACCUUGCUCAGGGCCUUGUUCAGAUCCUCGAAGCUCCCGAACCUGAGCAAUUCGUUGGUGAGAACCCCGAAGCUGUCAACCACGAACAUGUCGUUGCUCCGAACUGUGGAGAUACAGGAAGAAGAGUUUUGAGGGAAUCGAAACUAAAUCAUCACCGUACGUUGGCGAUUCUAAAUUGUAUGUACAAACACAUGGUAGGCUUACAGGAGAAGCGCAUGAAGAUGGCAAAGGUAGAUAAGGCAUUGGAGGAAGUUGCUCGACGAGGCCUACUUGAUGUUUUUGAAACUAUAAAUAAGGCAAAUCCUUCAAUUCUACGCCACCCAAUUGCUUAUGGUGUUUUCAAUGUGGCAGUUAAAUAUCGUCAUCGUAAUAUAUUUUCUCUUUUACAAAGGAUUCCUAAUAGAAAUGCGAUUACAAAUACAAUCAGUGUGACUAAAAUUGGAGAAAAGUAUAGCAUAUUACAACAUGCAGCAGUAUUGGCCCCUGCUAAUCACCUGAGUAAAAUCCCUGGACCAGCUUUACAAAUGAAAAGUGAACUAGAAUGGUUCGAGGAGGUGAUACAAAAGUCUACAGUGUUUCCUCAUCAUGUAGUGGAAGCAGAGGAGUUGUUUACCAAGGAACACAAGGAAUUGAAGAGCGCAGGAGAAAAAUGGAUGAAGGAUACAGCUACUGCUUGUAGUUUGGUGGGUUCCUUCAUCAUUACCAUAAUGUUUGGAAUGGCAUUAAUUGUUCCUGGCGGUAGCCUAGACAAGGACGAGGGCCUCAUAAGGGCCGGCAGUCCCAUACUCUUACACAACAGAUUGUUCACAAUCUUUGUCGCAUUCGAUGCUAUAUCACUCUUCUCCGCCACAUGUUCGGUAAUAAUGUUCUUAUCCAUUCUCACGUCUCGCUGCAGACACAAAGAAGUUCUCAUAUCCUUGCCCACAAAACUAAUGGCAGGCCUUAUCUUCCUUUUCCUUUCUAUUGCAACAAUGACUGUAACUUUUUGUGCAGCCCUUGUGAUUCUGUACGAGACAAACAUUCAAAGAGCAUACAUUAUAUCUUUGUCGCAGUUGCCAUUAUAGUAGUUAUAUUUUUAUCGACGCAUUACGAACUUCUAUGGCAAAUAGUCAAGCACACUUGUCGAUCAUGGGUCACAACCUUGAGAGAUUUAUUUCGCCGUUGUUGUUGUUGAAGAAAAUAAAAGGAAAGGAGUUUACCAAAUAAUUUUGAGUUGAAUCUUGAAUUAUAGGUCAUUAUUACCUUUAAGACGUUCGCGAGCAGACUAAACACCACCAUGUGGUCUCCAAAACAAAAUAGCUCGGUCAACAACAUUGUCGCUGACUUCCACGGGUAGAAGAUGGAACACCCAAAUUUGAUACCACUGGCUGGAUUGAAAAUCGUUUUAAGAAACUGUUUUUCGUUUUCCAUUUAAUUAAUCAUUUUCCAAUUAAAGUGUGGGAUAAAGACUUCUAUGUAAUUUAUUUUAUUAUUUUAUUUUGAAAAUGAUUUGUGU